GCAUGCGCGGGGCGGUGAGGGGGAGAGGCUGGGGGCGGGCGGCCAUGGCGACGUUCUUCGGGGAGGUGGUGGCGGCGCCGUCCCGGGCCGGCGUGGACGACGACGAGGAGGAGGCGGCGGGGGAGGCCCUGGAGGAGACGCCGGAGGACCGGGAGAUCCGCAGGAGGGUGGAGGAGAAGAGGGAGGUGGCCGUGCGCUGGGCGCUGCCCGCGGGAGAAGCCGCGCCGGGAGCCGACCCGGAGCCCCUGCCCUGCUCCAGGUUCGUCGUCGCCGUGGGACACAACGCCGCAGCUUUCCUGUCGUCUUUUAUUCUGGAUCCUACGUGUUGGGAAGUAGUUGGAACUGUGAAACUGUGGAAUGAAUGGUGUCGAACAUCCAAUACAACAAACGUCCUCCCAACAGAUUCUUUCUGCCUGUUCUAUCGAUUAAUAUCAGAUCCAACAGUUUUGUUGUGUCAGUGUAGUUGCUACGUUGCUGAGGAUCAACAGUUCCAGUGGCUUGAAAAGGUUUUUGGCCAUAUACGAAAGGAAGGCUUGCAAGUAACCAUUCUUUCAACGUGUCCUGUAGCUGACUAUAAAACUCAGGAAUCCACUUUGACACUUCCAUCUCCAUUUCUGAAAGCCUUAAAGACGAAAGAAUUCAAAGAGCAGGUCUGCUGCCCAUUGCUGGAACAACCAAACAUAGUGCGAGAUCUUCCUGCUGCUGUUCUGAGUUACUGUCAAGUAUGGCAGAUUCCUGCAGUAUUGUACCAGUGUUACACUGAUGUCAUCAAACUGGACACGGUUACAAUUGAAGCGUUCAAGCCUCUGCUUUCUUCUGAGACCCUGAAGAAUUUAGUCAAGGAUGUAUCUGAAAGCACGAAGAGUUUGAAGAAGUUGCUGACAACCAAUGAAAAUCACAAUAAUAUCUAUAUCUAAAGAGGACGCUUACAACACAGACUGCACUUUUUUAAACUCCUGUUUCUUCUGCAGAGGACAUCUUGGAAUUGUAGUUUUUCCUUAAAAGUGGAAUAAAUUCUGCUCAAUUU
This is a messenger RNA of Cygnus olor (mute swan), 1027 nucleotides long. It is a transcript of the gene PSMG1, whose product is annotated as proteasome assembly chaperone 1. Gene Ontology annotation, molecular function: proteasome binding. The coding region runs from base 3 to 917 and encodes 304 amino acids. Gene Ontology annotation, cellular component: endoplasmic reticulum. The record is from RefSeq and is a predicted model, not a curated record. Gene Ontology annotation, biological process: proteasome core complex assembly. The transcript has 7 exons. NCBI's taxonomy places the organism in Eukaryota, Metazoa, Chordata, Aves, Anseriformes, Anatidae.